This is a messenger RNA of Poecilia reticulata (guppy), 1912 nucleotides long. It is a transcript of the gene agtrap, whose product is annotated as angiotensin II receptor-associated protein. Gene Ontology annotation, cellular component: plasma membrane. Lineage: Eukaryota; Metazoa; Chordata; Actinopteri; Cyprinodontiformes; Poeciliidae. Gene Ontology annotation, biological process: angiotensin-activated signaling pathway; regulation of blood pressure. The record is from RefSeq and is a predicted model, not a curated record.
AGUUUGAAUAUUUUCAUGUUCUGAGGUACUAUAGGAGCUGUCAAGAAUUGUAAUCUUAAGUAUUGCAUAGCAAAGAAACAUACAUGUUCCUAUUUGCCAUUUUAAUUGGGAAACAGACAUGCUAGAUUCCUGAUCAAUCAUGGCGAAGCUCUUUAAGAGGCAGAAGUGGAGCUGUGACUGAAGCGGAUUCUCCUGGGAUCUGUAGUGGAACAGGAGGAGGGGAGGGCAUCACAUGGGAAGCAGUCAGGCUGCUGUCACAUGGUUUGUGUUUGCAAGUUCAGUUAAAGUGGAGGAGGAGUUUGCACAGAAGUUUGAGAAAGAGGAACAACUGCAGCAUUUUUUAUGUGGCCUUUCAACAAGUUCAAACACUGAACCAUAAAGUGUGGAGGUGCUGCUUUUGAUCAAAAAACUCAACAUUAUUAUGGAAAUCCCUGCAAUAAACUUAAAGGCGAUAGUGCUGGCACACUGGCUGCUCACUGUGUGGGGCAGCAUGGUCCUCCUUCCCUCAUCUUAUGCAUGGGGUAACUUCACUGUUUUAGCAGUUGGAGUCUGGGCGAUUGCACAGAGGGACUCCAUUGAUGCUGUUCUCAUGUUUCUUAUGGGAAUGGCUGUCACGAUAAUGACCGAUAUUGUCCAUUUUGGGAUCUUUUAUCCACGUCAGACGCUUGUGGCCGCACUUGGCUUUUCCACAGGCAUGGCUAUCCUCAGCCUGCUGCUUAAACCCGUUUCCUGUUUCUUUGUCUACCAAAUGUACCGUGAACGAGGAGGAGAUUACAACGUCAACUUCGGUUUCCCAACUGUAUCUCGAAAUAGAGACACCUAUCAGUCCAUCGACCAGCAGGAUGAAUCUUCAGGUCCAACAAAUCCCUUCAACCAGGCCCCAGACACCAAACCAGGAGUCUGCACUUAUUGAGAAAAGUACAUAAUUAAAAAUGCAAUCUGUUUUAGAUUCUCAUGUUGUAGAUGCAGAUUUAUAAAGUCCUUUAAGAUCGAUUUAAAAUAGUAUUGCAGGGUCACUGAGCUAAGCCAAUUGAAAUAAUCUGUUUGGGUUUUAUAGUGAAAUAUUACAUUUUAGCUGAGGUUCUGAAAGAUUUCUGCUUCAGUGCCACAAAAGAAUAUAAUUGGACGACAAGCCAUGAUUUACAAUAAUCCUCAGAAGCAGGUCUCUGAUUCUUUUAGCAGAACAGUGUUGGAUAAGUAAGUUUUUGACUUGCAGUCAAAACUUUUCUGAAGCUUGAAAACAUGUCAAAAACAAAUAUAUAUAUAUAGGUUUACAGACACUAAUUUGGCUUUUUUUAAAAUGUACAUUCAAGACUUCAUACCCAAUACUGAAUUGAAAUAAGUUUUCAUAAAGAUGAGUCGGAUAUUCAUUUCUUCACAGAUGGGUAGUUUUGUUUGUGUGUGUGUAUGUAGUUGCCAAGAAAACACACCAUUAUGUCUACAUUGAAAAUGACCACAUAUCAUUGGUGUGAUGGUUCCAACACGUUCAUUUUAAACACUGAGCUAACUCAAUAAUGGUCUCAUUGAUCUUUCACUUAUUCCCUUAAAAGUGAAGAGUUUCUAACCUGCUUUCAAAAAUGCUGUCAUGAAACGACACUUCAUCUUAGAAUACCAAUUACUUGCAGACCACAUACUGUGGAGUAUCUCAUAUAUGCUGAUGGGUUAUGUGAAUUUCCCCACAAAUAAUAAAUUAUGUCAUAGAGACUCAUGCUCAAGAAAAAAUGUAUUUUUUUCCCUCAUUGAAAGUGUGUUUUAUGCACUGUGUUUUUGUUGUUUUUUUUUCCGUUUUCAUGUCUGUCAGAGGUUUUCCUGUUGUAAACCUGACGUCUGCCUCAGAAUGGGGACGUUGUAACUGCUGAUCAUGUUUCAGGUGUGAAACUGUCAGUCCUCAGAUAAACUGGGUCAAACCUUU